Messenger RNA from Didymodactylos carnosus, 747 nucleotides. Lineage: Eukaryota; Metazoa; Rotifera; Eurotatoria; Philodinida; Philodinidae. The record is from the annotation of a GenBank genome assembly.
AUGUCUGCAACAAAGCAAAUCAAAAUAGAUGAAGCGGAAAUGCAAAAAGCCUUUGAAUCUAUUGGUCAAGUGCAGAACGAAAUUGAUCAAUUAAAUGAACAAGCAAGUGAAGAAAUAUUACAAGUAGAACAAAAAUUUAACAAAUUACGUCAACCAAAUUAUAAAAAACGUUCUGAUUUAAUUAGUAAAAUACCCUCGUUUUGGAUAAGCGUAUUUCUCAAUCAUCCACAAUUAUCGACAUAUCUUGAUCAAGAUGAUGAAGCAAUAUUGCAACAUUUGAAACGUGUUGAUGUCGAAGAACAUGAAGAUAUCAAAUCUGGCUACAGAAUUAAAUUUACUUUUGAUCAAAAUAAUUAUUUCGAUAAUGAUGUAUUGGUUAAAGAAUUUAAUAUUAAUGAAGCAAGUGAAACAACGUGUAAAACAACGGCGAUACGAUGGAAAAAUGAAGCAAAAAAUGGUUCAAAUAAAGAAGGUCGAAAACGUUCACAUGAUAAUGACAAUAGCUCAUUUUUUUCAUGGUUUUCUAAUACAAAUAAUCCAGGAGCGGAUGAAUUUGGUGAAAUUAUUAAAGAUGAUAUAUUUGUAAAUCCAUUACAAUAUUACUUAGCGGCUACAACCGAUGAGGAUGAAAAUAGUGUUGGAGAGAAUGAAGAAGAAGGAGAUUUAGAUAAUGAAGAUGCGGUAUGUAUUUUAUUUAUGUCCGGGAUAAACGUGUCUCAAACUAUAACAUCUAUUUUAGGAACCUGA